Tarenaya hassleriana is the source of this 1764-nucleotide messenger RNA. Its product is annotated as putative U-box domain-containing protein 46. Gene Ontology annotation, molecular function: ubiquitin-protein transferase activity. Bases 1 to 1584 code for a protein of 527 amino acids. Gene Ontology annotation, biological process: protein ubiquitination. The record is from RefSeq and is a predicted model, not a curated record. Gene Ontology annotation, cellular component: nucleus; cytoplasm. Lineage: Eukaryota; Viridiplantae; Streptophyta; Magnoliopsida; Brassicales; Cleomaceae. The transcript is spliced from 3 exons.
AUGGCAUAUUCAGAAGGAUUUUUUCGCCACUGGUCUGAUCCCUUUUGUCUGCGUGUCGGUGUAUCUUCAGUUUCUUUUUUGCUUCUCUGGUUGUUUGUGACAGAUAUUGAAGUUCCUCCAAAUGUAAGAGAAGAUGAGAGCCCUCCGAAUCAAAGCACACGAAGAACGGGUGUCCUGGAAGAAUCAGAGCAUCUACAAGUAGUUGUCGAAACUGAUGGAAGGAGAAAUAGUUAUGCACACAGAUUGUCGGCGAUUCUCGGAGGCGGAGGAGAAGGUGAUGAUUCCGGCGCCGGAGACGGCGGAGUUGUAGAAGCCAUUGACGAGGCUAUUAGAAUCCUGGGCUGUCUGAGGGAGUGCGAAUUAAAGACGGAAUCUGAAGCUUCGUGUUCUUCGGCGUCGUCAUAUUCGUCUCCGGUUGAUGUGCCGAAAGAGUUCAUCUGUCCGCUAUCGAUGAAGAUCAUGAGCGAUCCUGUAGUCGUUGCAACUGGGCAGACAUAUGAACGACUGUAUAUCCAGAAGUGGCUGAAUGAAUGUGACCGGACAUGUCCAAAAACCAAAGAAGUCCUCUCCCACACGAUUCUUACUCCGAACCAUUUGGUCCGUGAUUUGAUCUCGAAAUGGUGUCUGGAUUACGGAUUUGAUCUGCCAAAACCUGCUUCCGACACCGAUGAAGCCCCCCGUGAGUUGGACCGAGACCUUCUCGAGUCUUUACUUCAGAAGAUAUCCUCUUCCUCUGUUUCCGAUCAGAAAGAAGCGGCAAAGGAAUUACGCAGAUUGACCAAGCGGAUCCCCUCUUCCCGUCUCUUUUUCCUCAGGGAACGUCCUGAUUCACUCUCCCAGUUGCUCAGUCAGCUCCAUUCAAACGACCCUAUAAACUCGAACCCCGAGCUUCAAGAAGAUCUUAUCACAACUGUAUUCAACCUUUCGAUUCCCGAGGAGAACAAAAGCCUUAUUGUGGAAAACCCGAUUGCGAUUCCUAUGCUGGCGAGAUCAUUGACCCAUGGGACGAUGGAGACUCGAAGAAACGCUGCUGCAACUUUCUCCUCUCUGUCUACCACCGAUUCUAACAAGCUCAUCAUCGGAAGCUCGGAAGCAUUAAUUCCCCUUAUAAUUCUGAUCGAAGAGGGUGACUCAUUGGCCAUGAACGACGCCGGUGCAGCGGUUUUCAACCUCUGUACUGUACUGGAGAAUAAAAAGAAGGCCGUACAAGCCGGGGCAGUUCCAGUACUAACCAAAAAGAUCAAAGAUGGAGUUUUUGUGGAUGCAUGGAUUUCUAUUCUGGCAUUGCUCUCUUCCCAUCGACAGGCCGUGGAAGAAAUGGUCAGACUCGGGUUCAUGUCCGAUCUGUUCGGCAUCAUGAGGAAGCCGAGCUGCCCGCUGAUGAAAGAGAACGCUGUUGCGAUAAUCUUCAGCAUUUGCGAAAAAGACAGAUCUCAGCUGAAAGCCGUCCGUGAGGAGGAAAACCGGAACGAUACGCUGACGAACAUUGCGGUGCAGGGAACCGAUAGGGCGAAGAGAAAAGCAAACACCCUUCUGCAGAAGCUGAAGCGAACGGCCGGUUCUUAUGAUCCACACACGGCGUGAAAACAAAAACUGGGUAUUUUUUCCAUCUUCCUGUACAGAUAUUAGUAUAGUUUCAUCUAGUCGAUACGUAUAGUUGGACCGAAAAAUGGAGAUUGCUCUUAGGGAGCGAAAGAGAAAGGAUGUACAUUGGCAUUGCCUCUUGGUAGAAGGAGAACCGAUGCCAAAGGCGCAAAGUUUUGA